AUGACACCAACAUCUGUAUGGUGGGAGAAGAAUUAGAGUCUGCUGUAAACCUGAUGUAUGAAGAUAUCCCAAGACAGUGUCUCAGUCUCAUCGCCGAAAAGGCCUGGGAGCAAGGACACGUAUGGGUGCCCAUUUUCAUUGACCCUCACAACUUCAGAACAGUAGGAGUUUUGAGCUAUCUUCGCGAGAAGAGAGGAAAUGGCAGCAAUAGCAGCAGCAGCCCCUGUCGUGCCACUGACGUUGCAGAUGGGUGCACCACACCCCUGCCAGAGGAUCAGGUGGGGUCUCCAGCAGGCUCCAGUGGCUGUGGGCAAGCAGCGAAGUGGCAUGAGCACUGGCUGGAUAGCGACGAGGGCACCAGGUCUGCUGCUAUGGAGUACAAGAAGGGAGCACUCACUGCAGAAUUUGGAGGAUCGUACAAGAAGCGUGUGCUGGCCCUGGUCCUCCUCCGCUGCCUGAGGCGUGGGCUUCUCUUCCAGUUGUCUCCCAACAAUCGCGAUGCAGGCAAGUUCGGCGAUGUGGUGCUGGUGUGGCGACGCGAGGAACAUUCUGAGGUGCACGCCCUGCUCGUCCAGGUCAGACGCAUAACCGCUAGGAGGAUGACCAUCGCCAGGCGCAUGUGGCUGACCCAGACUUCCGGCGGUUACUUCAGUCUCAGCAAGUACUGCACCUCCUACAGAAAAAUUAACAAGUCACUGGUGAACGGCAGAGUCACAUGCGUCUUGCUGACGAACAUCUGCCUCGAUGACAGUAGCCUCAGCUUGUUUCAGCGCCAGGAUGUGGGCAGUGUCCCAGGUCUGGAGCUGCUAGAGGCUGGUGGUGACCUGUACAAGCUCAACCCUAAAAACGAACGGGUGUGGAAGGCAGUCCAUGAGGACAUAAGCUUUGUGGAGAAUUUCUACCUAUUGUGUAAUCAGAGGGAUUAUGUGAAAAUAUUGGGCGACAUUUACAGAGAGCUGGAACAUUUGUUGGGCGCAGGUAACCUGUGAGGAUCCAUCUGGUAAGAUAUGUGUGAUGACCUCAUGUCUUGGAUGUACAAAUAGUGUGUGUGUUUGACGAGUGGCUGGAGCAAUUGUUGGACACUUGUAGUUGAAUACACCAGGAAAGAGACUGAGUGAAGAAUGGUGACCACCAGACGUGAGUAUUGCAGUGUGGCUGUUGUUUCGGGUUAAAUAGAGUUCUGUAACUCAGCAAAGAUGAAGCCUCCAGAAAUGGGAACGGUGGUUCUCUCUGCUACUGACUCACCAAAGACUGGCUCACAAAACGCACACCUUGGUAGCUAUGGACAGGUUCUUCGCUGCUGGGUAUGAAAGAGUUAAUUUUUUGAAUUGUACAAAUUUUUUUAUGUGAUCUCAGAAAAUAUUUUGCAUCAUUAAGUACAAUUAGGCACCAUUGGCCACCAUCAAAACAAUUGAAAUCAGCAUCAGAUGCUAACCCAGAAAUGCUUUGUUGUAGCAAAUGCAUAUACUGCUGAGCCAAAACAUAAUUACCAUGUGCUUAAUAGCGUGUUCCUCCACUAUUGGAACGCAAUACAGCUGCGAAUGUGCUUGACAUGCGUUCGAUAAUUGUUUGGUAGUUUUCUAGACUAUGUGGCUGAAGGAAAGUUUCAGAGAGAACAUCGGGAAACACUGGACUGUAACAGGUGAAAGGAAUACGAUUGAAGUUGGAUGCAUAGCUUUCAGAGAUGAAAUAGUAAAGGCAGCACACGAUCACAUAGGUAAAAAAGCAAGACCUAGUAGAAGUCCCUGAAUAACUGAGUUUAAAUGAUGAAAGGAGAAAAUAUAAAAAUGCAGCAAGAGAAUACAAAUGUAUAAAAUAUGAAUUGACAGAAAGUGCAGAACAGGUAAGCAGGAAUGGUAUGCAGAACUAGGGGACGGAUGAGACCUCUGAAGAAAAUAGAAGCGACUGUGUGAAUAUCAAGAGUUUUGCAGGUACUAAGCAAAGGAGACAAUGAAAGGCGGACGGAACAUAUAGAAUGUCUAUACAAGGGAAACUUCAAAAAUGGUUCAAAUGGCUCUGAGCACUAUGGGACUUAACAUCUGUGGUCGUCAGACCCCUAGAACUUAGAACUACUUAAACCUAACUAACCUAAGGACAUCACACACAUCCAUACCCGAGGCAGGAUUCGAAUCUGCAACCGUAGCGGUCACGCGGUUCCAGACUGAAGCGCCUACAACCGCUCGGUCACUGAGGCCGGCGCGAGAGCUAACCACGACAAAAUUAUUGCAUCUGAUGUGCAAGAUAUAUGAUACUGGGGAAAUACACUCACUCACACUUAAGGAAAAACGUAAUAAUUGCAAUUCCAAAUAAGGCAGUCGCUCUAAGUUGUGAAUUAUAUCGAACCAUUAGUUUAAUAAGUCAUCAAUGCAAAAUACUGACACAAGCUAUUUACACAAGAGUGGAAGAACUGGUAAAAGGCAACAAUGUGGAAAAUCAGUUUGGGUUUCAGAGAAAUACAGGAACACAGAUGCCUGAUCGUACCACUUAUCCAAGAAGAUAGAUUGAAGAAAGAAAAACCUAUGUUUAUAGCAUUUAUAGAUUUAGAGAAAGCUUUUGACAAUGUUAAGUGCCCUAUAAUCUUUGAAAUUUUGAAGAGAGUAGGAAUAAAAUACAGGGAGUGAAAUGGUAUCUAUAACUUGUACAGAAAUCCGUCCGCAUCUAUAAGAGGUGAGGUGCAUGAAAGGCAAGGAGUGAUUCAGAAGAUAGUGAGACAGGAUCGUAGGUAUCUCCAAUAUUAUUCAAUCUGCACAUCGAGCAAGCAGUGAAGCAAACGAAGGAGAUAUACAGGAAGAGAAUUAGAGUUCAGGGAGAAGGAAUGAAAUCUCUGCCGUUUGACGAUGACACCGGAAUUCUGCCAGAGACAGAAGUGGGCUUGGAGGAGCAUUUCAACGGAAUAAACAGUGUCUUGAAAGUAUAUAAGAUGAACAUGAAUUAAAGCAAAACAAGGGUAAAGGAUUGUGAUCGAAUGGUGAGGGAAUGAGAUUUCGAAAUGAGACGCUAGAAAUAGUAGAAGAAUUUUUGCGCUAUGGGUCGUAACAUAACUGAUGGUGGCCGAAAUAGAGAGGAUACAAAAUUUUGACUGGCAAUAGCAAGAGAAGUAUUAU
Messenger RNA from Schistocerca americana (American grasshopper), 3104 nucleotides. RefSeq lists its product as uncharacterized. The transcript is spliced from 4 exons. NCBI's taxonomy places the organism in Eukaryota, Metazoa, Arthropoda, Insecta, Orthoptera, Acrididae. The record is from RefSeq and is a predicted model, not a curated record. The coding region runs from base 18 to 989 and encodes 323 amino acids.